AUGGGUUUACAUUCCCUGGCUAUUAUUCUCAAGGAAAACAAACUGGUUAGAUCUAAUUAUAUUGACUGGAAAUGGAACUUGAUUAUAGUACUGACUGCAGAGGAGUACAAGUAUGUGCUCGUAGAGGUAUGUACACAGAAACCCAGUAAAGGGGCAACCGAUGAGGAACCCCAGGCUUAUUGGAAGUGGAUUAAGGUUGAUGAGAUGACGCAGUGUUACAUUUUGGCAUCUAUGUCAAAUGUUCUGCAACAUCAACAUCAGUUUAUGCCUUCUGCCUAUGAUAUAAUGCAGAACCUCAAAGAAAUAUUUGGGGAUCAAAAUCGUACUGCUAGGCAUACUGCUAUGAAGGAACUUAUGAAUUAUGGCAGACGGGGCCCCAAGAUCCUUGGAGUUGAAAUCGAUGGGGAAAUCCAGGUCGAUAUCGUUCUCCAAUCACUGCCUGACUCUUUCAAGCAGUUUUUCUUGAACUACAACGUGAAUAAGCUCUCUUACUCAUUGGAAAAACUACUUAAAGAGCUUCAAGCAGUUGAGGGCCUCAUUAGGAAGCCAACUAAUGCUCUUGUGAUUGAGAAAGGUAGGGCACUUGAAAUCAUAAUGUCCAUUUCACUGCCUGACUCUUUCAAGCAGUUUUUCUUGAACUACAACGUGAAUAAGCUCUCUUACUCAUUGGAAAAACUACUUAAAGAGCUUCAAGCAGUUGAGGGCCUCAUUAGGAAGCCAACUAAUGCUCUUGUGAUUGAGAAAGGUUCUUCUUCUAGUACGAAAGGCCAAAAGAAGCAGAAAAAGGUUUAG
Messenger RNA from Malania oleifera, 792 nucleotides. RefSeq lists its product as uncharacterized. Bases 1 to 792 code for a protein of 263 amino acids. The transcript is spliced from 3 exons. NCBI's taxonomy places the organism in Eukaryota, Viridiplantae, Streptophyta, Magnoliopsida, Santalales, Ximeniaceae. The record is from RefSeq and is a predicted model, not a curated record.